UGAAGAUACGACAACUAAACGAGAUUGUUCUUUUGUCUUUUAAGAUAUCAAUCUGGGCCCAUAGACAUUGUAUUAAUUUCUUGUUAAUAAAUAUAAUUAUUACACUUUAAAAUGCAUCAUCGAGAGCAGUUCUAUUGAAUGCCUUUAUUAGUCUUAUCGCUAAUGAAACUGCCCGAAUACAUAUAGCAUAUUUUAAUCGUACACUUGUGUUGGAAAAGUCAACGGAACUUAUGUAUAUGUAUUACAUUCAUUGAAUAGAUUAUGAGAAUAAAAAAAAUAAAACCCAAGCAAUAAAGUUUUUGUGACUGUAGAAUGUACAAAAGUAAGGGUAUACUUCAAACUCUGAUAAAAAUGUAUUUACUUAUUUUUAGAAUAAUGUCUGAACAAGUACCAGUUGAAGAUACCCAAAAGACUAAGUCACCUGACAACCACAAGCGGAGGGACUACCUUCACUGGGAUGAUUACUUCAUGGCCACCUCCUUGCUCUCCGCCAAACGAAGCAAGGAUCCCGUGACCCAAGUGGGUGCCUGCAUCGUGGACUCACAAAAUCGGAUAGUGGCCAUUGGCUACAAUGGAUUCCCUCGAAACUGCAGCGACGAUGAGUUUCCUUGGUCGAAGGCCAAGAAGGGCACGCAGGAGUUCAAUCCCCUGGAGGACAAGAAGAUGUACGUGGUGCAUGCGGAGGCCAAUGCGAUCCUCAACAGCAACGGCAUGAGUUUGACUGGAACGCGACUGUAUACCACACUCUUCCCCUGCAACGAAUGCGCCAAACUCAUCAUACAGGUGGGCAUUGCUCAGGUUCUCUACCUGUCCGACAAGUAUGCAGAAAAACCCACAUACCGGGCUUCCAAGCGGAUGUUGGAUGCAGUGGGCGUGGCCUACAAGCGACACCUGCCCCAACAAAAAAAUAUCAUCAUUGAUUUUGACAAUUUCCUGGAAGAAGAUCCAAACACAUCGCUGGGUCUGAACGACCUACACUUGUGAUAAAUUAUUACUGACUUAAAAAUUGUAGACCAAUGUUGAUAAAAACAAGCGAAAUGAUUUAUAAAUUAUUUUUAAAUACCAGUAAAGCAAAACCUUUUAAAACAAAUUUUAAAUUUC
Molecule: messenger RNA, 1101 nt
Organism: Drosophila takahashii
Lineage: Eukaryota; Metazoa; Arthropoda; Insecta; Diptera; Drosophilidae
Product: probable deoxycytidylate deaminase
Cellular component (GO): cytoplasm
Molecular function (GO): hydrolase activity; zinc ion binding
Source: RefSeq, a predicted model, not a curated record